This is a messenger RNA of Plutella xylostella (diamondback moth), 3348 nucleotides long. The record is from RefSeq and is a predicted model, not a curated record. NCBI's taxonomy places the organism in Eukaryota, Metazoa, Arthropoda, Insecta, Lepidoptera, Plutellidae.
UUUUAUUGGGAAUGGGUUGUUUUGAUCAACAUUGAAUCAGAAAAAUAUUAACAAAACUAUCAAAAACGUGCCGAAACCAUAGAAAUGGAUGAUUUAUCGCAAGCCACUGAAGCUGCCUCCCUUGCAGUAAAGUUUGACCAGACAGGGCAGAUUGAUAAUGCUGUGGAAUGCUACCGAACUGCUGCUCGCCUGCUGGACAGAGCCCGAGACCGCUUACUGCCAGAGAAGCAGGAAGGGGUCCGGGUAAAAGUGCGUGAAUACCUCGAGAGGGCCAACAGCUUGUUGGAAAAUAAAGACAUGGCCCAACAAGCGGAGAGUGAGAGGAGCAUGCAGAAGUGCUACUUCCUGAUGCAGCAGGCGCUGGAUGCGGACGAGGCGGGCCUGAAGGACCUGGCGCUGCAACUGUACACUAAGGCUGUGGAACUGGCCGUCAGUUUGAAAGCACAUGACCAAGACAUGAAAUCCAAAAUCACAAACAUUGCAACCAAAGCAUUGGACAGAGCUGAAGAAAUAAAAAGGAUUAACAAAAUGAGUUCACUGAGUCUUAAUGCCAACAGCACAAGCCGUAGGCCAGCCACAACACCAACAAAACCGCAGCUCAACCGAAAUGAAAGUGUCCACCUCAAACUGACAUCUGGCAAGCAAUCCUACACAGAUGAGGAAAAAUCCGUCUUACUACAAACAUCCAAGAUUAACAAUAACUGUUUCGUCCCAUUCAUGGACAUAGAUUUGUCAGAGAAGUUCCAAUAUGCUAUACCGUUCGAUGACAAGGAUGGUAAGCUGAAGUUGUCCGGGAAACAAUCGGCCGAGUUUGAGCAGUGGGUGAGGCCUGAUGAGAUCUCAGCUGACCCUAAACUGAUUGUUGGGGAUCAUAUUGACUGUUUUAGUAUAAAGCAAACUGUGGUAUCAGACUGCUCGUUUGUGGCGUCCCUUGCUGUCAGCGCACUCUAUGAGAAACAGUUUAAGAAGAGCUUAAUAACUUCCAUUAUUUAUCCAAAGAACAAGAACAAACAACCAAUAUUCAACCCGUUUGGAAAAUACAUGAUCAAAUUGCACAUCAAUGGCGUUAGGAGAAAGGUGAUAAUAGAUGACUUGCUGCCAUACAGCCGUCACGGGAGACUGCUGUGUUCGUUCUCGAGCAAUAAGAACGAGUUUUGGGUGUCACUUCUGGAAAAAGCAUACAUGAAAGUCAUGGGCGGUUAUGACUUUCCUGGAUCAAAUAGCAACAUAGACCUCCACGCGCUGACCGGCUGGAUCCCCGAACGCCAGUCCAUCCGUCCCAACGAAGCGGACUUCAACGCCGAAGCACUAUUCACUAAGAUCUCAGGAGGACUAGCGGACGGACAGCUCCUAGCUACAAUAGCCACGGGCGAGCUGGCCGAGGCGGAGGCGGGCCGCACCGGGCUGGUGCCGCAACACGCGUACGCGCUGCUAGACGCCAGGGUCGUUCAUGGUGUAAAACUCCUAAAGCUCAAGAACCCGUGGUCGCACCUGCGCUGGCGCGGCAAUUACUCGGAGCUGGACACGACACACUGGACCGCCGCCCUGCGCCAGCAGCUCCACUACGACCCCGACAGCGCCGCGCAAUACGACAACGGUGUGUUCUGGAUCGACUACGCCAGUAUACUGCGGUUCUUUGACGUCUUCUACAUGAACUGGAACCCGGCCCUGUUUGCAUACACCUACUGCCUACACAAGCAAUGGGACGCCGGCAUUGGCCCAGCGAAAGACGCUUACAACAUCGGGGAAAACCCUCAAUUCGUGCUGAAUGUCCAGAAGAAGGGCGACGUAUGGCUCCUACUGACGAGACAUAUCACGGACAUCGACGACUUCAGGAAUAACCGCGAGUUUAUCACGCUGCUCGUGUAUAAGAACGAGGGGAAGCGAGUGUAUUAUCCUUACGACCCUCCCCCCUACAUAGAAGGCGUACGCAUCAACAGCCCGCACUACCUCUGCAAGAUGGCGGCCGCCGACGCCACCCGCUUCACGCUAGUCGUGUCACAGUACGAGAAGAGUCGCACGAUAUAUUACACGCUGCGGGCGUAUGCGACUUGCCCGUUCACGCUUAACGAGGCGAAGACUUGCCCGUAUAGUGCUACUGUGAGCGGCGAAUGGACGUCCCGGACGGCGGGCGGAUGCGAGAACCAUCCGGAGACGUACCACCUGAACCCGUCGCACGAAGUCACGCUGCCCGCGCCCGCCUGGCUCGUGCUGGAGCUGAAGGGCCCCAAGCAGUACCAGCUAGGCUUCGACGUCCGUGUAACGUCUCUGGACGACCCCACCGUGACGGCGCCCUUCCACACCAAGACUAGCGGCGCUUUCAGAUCCGGCUUCGUCGUCCUAGAGCUGCCAUCAUUACCAGCGGGAAAGUACAACGUGACAGUUUCAACCUUCUCGCCAGGGCAGGAAGGUCCAUACUUCCUCACCGCGCGGUCCACCUGUCCAGUCAAGUUGGACCAUAGCAACUAGCCAAGAGCUUUCGCUAGAAGGCCAAGAAAGACAAAGAAUCGUUUGACAUAGUGCGGAUAAAAAUGAAGAUAUUUUUAGAUUUUUCGGCCAUUUUGACUGUACUUAUACCGUUGAGAUAAUGCGAUUUUGACGUUCGCUUAUGCCUGGUCAAUAAACUGGGUUUUCCUUUACAGUCAUCCGAUAUCUAUGGGAUUUUGUAUAUCAAAAACGCAUUCUCUUAACAUCCAUAUUAUAGAGAAUUAAACUAUGAAAUUGUGUUAUACGAUGGAUAAUUACAAUGAUAUUUAAAAUAAAAUAAAAAUUAGAUUGGUUUGAAUCAUGGCUGGUAUAGCGUUAUCAACGAAAACACAGGUUAUAUUACAGGGGAGAGAGUCGCCGUUUGAUGAAUCAUAGUGAAAUAUUAUGUAUACUUAUUGUAAUAUCUUAAAACUGUGCACUUCGUGGAGAUACUUCAAUAGUUUAAUUAUAUAAAUAUAUUUGUUUGUGACAAAGUAAUAAUCUAACAUAAAAACAAUGAAUUAACCAUGUAUUUACAAAUUAAUCAUGUCGGUGUCAGUAGAACAAAUAUUAAAAAUUAAUGUAACUUCGAGUCAGUGUUGUUUGAGAAUAAUAUUUUUGUUAAUUUGGUAUCAAAAGAUCUGUAUUUAUAUAUGAAAAAUCUAUAUUUUAGCGAUUUGCUCUUGAUUUAGUUGCUAUGUUCUACAGUCAAAUUAUGUAAGAGUUGUUUUGCAUUUAACUGUGAUAUUUACUAGCUUUUUAAGUGAUCCUUCGUUAUAAUAGCGUGUUGUUCAUAAUAAUAAUAUAUCUGAAAUCUAUAAUGAAAUAUAAACGUAGUUAAAUUAUGAUAAAUGUUUAUAAAUAAAGUAUUUUGCUAUGGAA